AUGCCUCCUCCAACGGUGGAAACAGAUGAGGAGUUGCUGGUGGCCAGUUUCGAUGGAUCGGCUAGGAUAAAAAAGAAAGGAGGGUCGUUCAGUGCCGUGAUAUGGAAGUUACCCGAAUGGACGAUCGUGGCGGCCGAAUCGAGAUAUGUUCACGAUCUGACUGUGAAUGAAGCUGAGUAUAAUGGCUUGCUACUGUGCUUUGAGUUACUCGCCGAUCUGGAUAGGAGGCGAGUAAUACUGUGUGGAGAUUCCAGUCUGGUGAUUCGACAGAUGCGCGGUGAGAUCGACUGCAAGGCACCGGGCCUUCAGCUUCUGAGACACAAAGCGUUGGAGAAGCUGCGGUCAUGGCCUAGUCACGAGUUUUUGCAUAUGAAGCGAGAGUGGAAUCAGAGCGCAGAUCGACUAGCCAGCACAGCAUUGCAGAGCGAAAAGGGAAGAACGGUUGUAGCUGAAGAGGAUCGGCAAGAUCUGAUGACUCUGAACCGUCUCGAUGAAUUGUUGAAGCCCAAGCAAGAUGGUCAGCUGGCUCGGGCAACUGCGAUCACGAGAUCAGCCAGAAGGAUACGUCAUGAACCUGAAGUGAUACAGAGGAGAUAG
This is a messenger RNA of Peronospora matthiolae, 597 nucleotides long. The record is from the annotation of a GenBank genome assembly. NCBI's taxonomy places the organism in Eukaryota, Oomycota, Peronosporomycetes, Peronosporales, Peronosporaceae.